Aspergillus neoniger CBS 115656 is the source of this 554-nucleotide messenger RNA. RefSeq lists its product as uncharacterized. Lineage: Eukaryota; Fungi; Ascomycota; Eurotiomycetes; Eurotiales; Aspergillaceae. The record is from RefSeq and is a predicted model, not a curated record. The coding region runs from base 180 to 464 and encodes 94 amino acids. The transcript has a single exon.
UUUGAUUUGAUUUUUUUUUUCUUUUUCUUUUGAAAGUGGGGAAUGGCUUUUUUUUUCUUCUUCUUCUUUUUUUCUCAGUAAAUUGGAUGGUAACUAUGGUCCCUGCUACUACUAGUAGCUAACAUCGUCAUUAUCUUCUCUAUGUUCCACUAAAAUCUCCUCCUCAUUCCCAUCAUCCCAUGGUAUGUUCAUUGGGGUUAUGUGUGUGCGUGUGUAUCUGCCGAGCAUGUACCCGUCCCUUUCUUCUUCUGCUUUGUUUUCUUUUUCCUUCCGAAGCGUGCCUUUUACCCUUUUUGGGCAGGGUAACGGGGGGUCAGUUCUUUGUUUCGUUGAGAGGGGUCAGUCAGUCAUCUGUCGCACAUGCUUACCUUUCGCGGCCCUCCUCCACUCCCACCCCCACCUUGCUACGUAGGCCAUUGCCUUAUGCGGAGAUGAGUUCCCGAUCGGGUAUAUGGUUGGUUUGACUCCGUUCAUUUCAUCUACUCCGUACAUACUCCAGUUUUCUUUAUGUAUCCAUAGAUCCAUCUAUGCCAUUGUUUGGGUGUAGAUUUGGA